AUGAAACAAGCCAAGGGAGACAACCGAUCCCUCCAACAUAAACUUAGUAACUUCUUAUUCAAAUACAGAACCACUCCACACACUUCAACAAGUGAAACCCCAGCAAAGUUGCUGUAUGGUAGAAAUCUGAGGACGCGUUUGGAUUGUAUCAAACCGGAUAUUUCCUCAAGAGUCCUGAAGGGACAGGAUAAGAUGAAGCUCGCUUCUCACUGUGGUUCUAAGGUACGCCAGUUUAAAAUUGGCCAGCAAGUGAUGGUACGCGACUAUCGCGGACUGAGGAAGUGGGUUACAGGUCAAAUUGUACAACAAACUGGUGCACUCUCUUACAAGGUUAACACUGGCAAUGGUAAUAUUUGGCGACAUCACACCGACCAAGUUCGUGCAACACAGGUCACUGCAGAACCGGAACCGGAAGUGCUUGUGCCAUCAUCCACACUGGCACCACCAGUCAACUUAGCACCACCACCAGCUAACCCGGUACCAACAGCUAACACGGCUCCACCAGCCACACUGGAGGUAGUAACGCCGCCAACCAACUCAGUUCCAACAGAGACACGACGCUAUCCAAAGAGGGAGAAUAUUCGUGCCCCUGUGAAAUUGAAUUUGUGA
Pecten maximus is the source of this 609-nucleotide messenger RNA. RefSeq lists its product as uncharacterized. NCBI's taxonomy places the organism in Eukaryota, Metazoa, Mollusca, Bivalvia, Pectinida, Pectinidae. Bases 1 to 609 code for a protein of 202 amino acids. The transcript has a single exon. The record is from RefSeq and is a predicted model, not a curated record. Gene Ontology annotation, molecular function: nucleic acid binding.